AUGAAGCCAGCAGUCGAAGAAACUGCACAACCUGUUCUAAUGAGCUACAGUGACGCAGACUACGCAGCCGACAAGGCAGACAGAAAGGUAUUGACCGGUAGCGCUAUCAAGCUAAAUGGAAUAAUAAUCAGCUGGUACUCGAAAAAGCAAGGAGGUGUGGCGCUCUCGACAAUGGAGUCGGAAUUUGUGGCAGCGUCUGAGGCUAGACGAGAGCUACUUGAAGUGAUAGAGACGCUGAGUGUAAUUGGUGAGUCGCCUGCACUACCGAUGAAAAUGCUCAUCGACAACCAGGCAGCGAUACGGCAGAUUGAAGGAGAAGCGUCGUCUACUAAAGCCAAGCACAUUGAUGUGAGAGUCAAGCACUUGUGCGACUACGCUCGUCGAGGCAUUGUGGUGCCACAAUAUGUGCCGAGCAACCUGAUGCUUGCGGACGUACUAACCAAAGCACUUAAUGCAGUCAAGACGGUCAAGUUGCGAUCACUGCUACACAUCGUGUAA
Peronospora matthiolae is the source of this 498-nucleotide messenger RNA. NCBI's taxonomy places the organism in Eukaryota, Oomycota, Peronosporomycetes, Peronosporales, Peronosporaceae. The record is from the annotation of a GenBank genome assembly.